Acaulospora colombiana is the source of this 945-nucleotide messenger RNA. The record is from the annotation of a GenBank genome assembly. NCBI's taxonomy places the organism in Eukaryota, Fungi, Glomeromycota, Glomeromycetes, Diversisporales, Acaulosporaceae.
AUGGCGCUAAACGCCUACACCAUUUAUGGCGAUCCUCUAGUCGGACAAACACAACCAAAACAUUCUAGGACGCGUUCUGAAGAGGGUCUCACGAUCGCAGAACAGGCCACCCAGCUAACCAACCGAGCCUUUAACGGCUCCACAUUUGUUCCUGCACAGAGAACGUACGACGAACUUGGUAGACCAUUGGACAACGAAACCAUAUCAGAAACCAAUUCACGAAUACCCUCGUCAGCUAAUUCGGUUGGCGACUGGUACACAUCCCUUCAACGAACGCACAGUGUGACCCCACAGCCAGCACCAACUCGCAACAAAGGCAAAGUUGGAGAGAAGAGUCGAAUUUACAGGGGUGAAGAGUCCCCAAAAGUGCUCCCGUCGGUUCCAACAACCCAGCGGCAUCCUCGCAAACCAGACUGGUUUCGAUCAAGUUCCAGUCCAGCCGCUAUUGAGAGGCCUCCGUUGCCCUCGUUGGCAGAAAUGAUUCGCCGUGAUCCUCCUGAUCCGCAGAACCCUUUGGAACCCCCUGUCUAUUAUGGCAUCGCGCCUACAAAUAAAGGUUACGAGAUGCUUACCAAAGGUGGAUGGGUGGAAGGCUCGUCGUCUAGCGAAAAUUCGGGGAGUCCUGUAACCAUCUCCGAAAUGUUGCAGAAUCGGGGACAGAGCUCUAAUAGGCCUCUUCUCACUCCAAUUGCAGUUGCCCUGAAGAACGACCGCAAAGGUUUGGGUCUCUCGAAGACGAGAAGGUUGGUGACACAUUCCUCACUUGCUCUACAUGAACACAUCCAGAAGGGGAAGGCCGCACGAAGGAAUCAAAUAUCUAAGAUGAGGAGAUUGGAGAGAGAUUCUAAAAAGGGUCAAUACGGAAGAGGCAAGAGGGCUUACGCCAAAAUGGCGAAAGAGGAUGCAGCAAAGCGACAGAGAUUAAUGGAAUAUAUGAACACCUAG